Molecule: messenger RNA, 501 nt
Organism: Meloidogyne enterolobii
Lineage: Eukaryota; Metazoa; Nematoda; Chromadorea; Rhabditida; Meloidogynidae
Source: the annotation of a GenBank genome assembly
AUGUUGGACAUUGUCAAACGCUUGAUUGAUGGAAAUGUUGAAAAUAUGAGUGAACAGCUCUCGGUCGUUCAAAAUGCGGCUGCAGCACUUUAUGAGACAUUUAUGCCAAAUAAAUUAAAUUAUGAAGCUACGACAAUUAACGAAGAAAAAUUGAACAACCAAACAUUUUUGAACCAGAUUCUUUACAAUCUUUUGAAGGGUGUUGAAGAAGGUAGUGAAGUUGAUAAUGAGACAAUGGCAACUGCAAUCGCUAUUUGGGAGUAUUUCAUUUUUAAAUUUGAAAUUCCAUCAAAUACCGAAUGUAACAGUGACAUGAAUACUAGCGGAAAGAAAAAACAUGCCUAUUCAUUUAACAAAAAACAGUCACAAAAUCGACAUAAACGCGCUCCUUGUGAUUGCCCACCUGAAACACUAAUCGAAAUAUGUAUGAAUAUAGUAUUUUUUGUCCUUCUUAUGAUGGUUUUCUUACCAAAGGUGCAUAUUGAUUAUUAUUUACCCUAG